This is a messenger RNA of Blastomyces dermatitidis ER-3, 771 nucleotides long. Its product is annotated as 2-deoxy-D-gluconate 3-dehydrogenase. NCBI's taxonomy places the organism in Eukaryota, Fungi, Ascomycota, Eurotiomycetes, Onygenales, Ajellomycetaceae. The transcript has 4 exons. The coding region runs from base 1 to 771 and encodes 256 amino acids. Gene Ontology annotation, molecular function: oxidoreductase activity, acting on the CH-OH group of donors, NAD or NADP as acceptor. The record is from RefSeq and is a predicted model, not a curated record.
AUGGCGGCCUCCCUUUUCGAUCUUACAGGGAAGACAGCACUGGUGACAGGCGCCACAAGAGGGAUUGGCCAGGCUAUGGCGAUUGCCCUGGCGGAGGCGGGAGCAGACGUUAUCCUAAUUAGGGGCUCUUCUCCAGACACGACCACAAGAGCAGCCAUCGAGAAAACAGGCCGGAAAUGCCACAGCUACCAGUGCAACCUGGCCGAUAAAGCCGCUGUAGCUCGUCUCAUUCCAGCAGUUACCGCCGAGCACAAAGCUAUCAAUAUCCUUGUCAACGCGGCGGGGAUUCAGCGCCGGUGCGAAGCCGAAAACUUCCCGCAGGAGGCAUAUGAAGAGGUCAUGCAGGUUAAUCUCAAUGCGCCGUUUACACUCUGUAGGGAUAUGGGCAAAUAUUGGAUCGAAAAUAACAUGCGCGGUUGCAAGAUUAUUAAUGUGGCCAGCGUGUGCACGUUCUUUGGGGGCGUGAAAGUACUAGCGUACUCGAUGAGCAAAGGGGGCAUAGGACAGUUGACGAAGGCGUUGAGUAAUGAGUGGGCUUCGAAGGGGAUUAAUGUAAAUGCAAUCGCGCCAGGCUACAUUGCAACAGACAUGAAUCGGGACACAGUAACUGGCGACCCAGCGUAUCUAAAGAGCAUCACAGACAGGAUUCCUGCAGGGCACUGGGGGAAACCAGAAGAUCUGAAGGGCCCUGUUGUCUUUCUGGCUAGUGAAGCUAGUUCCUAUGUCAGCGGAGAGAUUUUGACGGUUGAUGGCGGUUUCUGUGGGCGUUGA